Punica granatum (pomegranate) is the source of this 3781-nucleotide messenger RNA. Lineage: Eukaryota; Viridiplantae; Streptophyta; Magnoliopsida; Myrtales; Lythraceae. The record is from RefSeq and is a predicted model, not a curated record.
UCAUCUAAACCCAUCGACCAUGUUUCAUUUCGUUUCCUCCUAUGCCGCUAGGGUUUUCUUUAUCCUGCUUCCGCUACGUUCCCAAUUCCUCUCUCUCUCUGUAGCCGACCUCUUCUGCUCCGAGUUGAUCGUCGGCCCCUUCGGGCUCUCCCAAUCAGACUAUAGGGUCCAGGCUCCAACGUGAAUGACUGCCAGCAGGCUGCACAAGUCAUUGAAGGGAUAGGAUACAUUUGUUUGGACUUGUACAAAUCUAUAUGGUGGAAUUAAAGCAUGUCUAACCAUCUAGUUUCACAGCCUUUGUCAAUACCAGGCACACAGACGGGUCAGUUGGAGCCCGUCCCAAAUAAAAUAGAGGUGUCAAUGCCAGUGAUGCCAAUGGGACUCAUGGGGCUAGUUCCAGAAAAUCAUGCCUCACAACAGCUUUCUGCCUCAAAGCAGCAAAUGGGAUUUAUGGUGCCCGUGUCUAAAGGGUUUGAGGUGCCAAAGCUGUCGGCAUCAGGUAAUAACUACGGACAGGUUGAGAGCAGAGAAAAGGUUGUGGGUCCACAGCAGCACAUGGUUCCUUCCAGACCAUUGGAGAUGGUUACCAUGUUGAACAAUCAGGGAUCAGCUCAGUUAUCGGUACUGAGUAAGAGAAAGGCUCCAACGGAACCUACUGGAGGCAUUUCACCUCGAUCGUCAUCAUUUCCUGUCAAACGAGCAGCACAGGUGGAGCAUAGGCCAUGGCUCCUACAACAGCCUGUGGGAAGUAGAAAGGUCAUGCUGCCACAGUCCAUGCAGCAGGCUCCAGGAGCCAAGCAGUUGUCUGCCCAAACUAAGAAACUUGCCCAGAUGGAGUCCAUUUCCCCAAAAUUCGCGUCUCAGCGUGCAACGACCCCGAAGAUUCAGACAUCUGGGCAAUCUUCGGGUAAGGGUGAGUCAUUUGAAUCUGUUAGGUCCAAGAUGAGGGAAUCACUAGCUGGUGCGUUGGCCUUGGUUUCUCAGGAGCGUAGCAAGCCUCUGAUCUCAGUGAAAAACUCCCAGGAUGACGCUUUGUUCUCGCAAGGGUCAAGUUCAGGGUCUCAGCCCGGUACAUCAAAUACCACUGUGAUCAAUGCUGUUGAUCGUUCCUUUGAAGAACCUAAGGAGGCAUUGCUCUCCAGUGAAGGUUCUCAUGAUCAGAAGUUGAUUGGCGACCAAAUGGCUUCUCGGGAGGCUUCUGAUAUUGAAAAUGAUGGCAGUCCAGAAAUGGUUGCAGUGUCCAAUACACAAGAUUUUCAGUCAGAUAAUACCCUGUCCACUGAUGAUGUUCCUUUCAGUGAUCACUUCUUUGUCAAGGAUGAGCUUCUGCAAGGGAACGGGCUAUCUUGGGUGUUGGAGUCUGAUAUAGGCGUAGGUGAAACAGAUGCUAUUCAAUCUAUUGACGGCAAAGACCCCGUGGCUGAGCAAGUGGAGAAAAAAGAAGUCACUCAUUCUCCAGAAGAAUUGGCUUCUAAAAUUGAAGCUGAACUCUAUAAAUUAUUUGGAGGUGUGAAUAAGAAGUACAAGGAAAAGGGAAGAUCAUUGUUGUUCAAUUUGAAGGAUCGUAAUAAUCCUGAACUUAGAGAAAGAGUUUUAUCUGGAGAAAUCCUACCAGAAAGGCUCUGUUCCAUGACUGCCGAGGAGCUUGCAUCAAAGGAGCUUUCAGAAUGGCGGAUGGCAAAAGCUGAAGAGCUUGCUCAAAUGGUGGUUUUACCCGAUUCUGAGGUUGAUGUUAGGCGUUUGGUGAAGAAAACACAUAAGGGUGAGUUCCAAGUAGAGGUAGAACAGGAUGAUAGCGUAUCAGAGGAGGUUUCUCUUGGUGGUAGUUCGAUUAGCCGUAGUCGGUCAAUAACAAAGGAGAAGGAAACCCCUCAGCCAAAGCCAAAUGAAAGUAAAGAAGAAAAUGCGCGAGGUGUAAAAACUGGUGUAGUUGGCAAGGGAACAGAUUACACUCUUACUAUUCCAUCUGAGGGCCAGGAAUCUGAGGUGGAUAUUAUGGUGGAUGAUGCAAUGGGGGAUCUUCCUCCCAUUGUCUCCUUGGAUGAGUUCAUGGAAUCUCUUGAUUCGGAACCACCUUUUGAGGAUCUACAAGUUGAUAAGGGGAAAACAGAGUCAGAGUCCCCUCAAACUGAUGCGCAGCCUGGUUCUUCGUUGAAUUCUCCUGAUAGAAGUCCGAAAGUUGCAGGUGAUGCUGUCCCAGAGAAAUCUGGUAAAGUUGAUGAAGCAUUGUCAACCUCAGGUAUUGAUGUCAAAUCUAAUGAAAGUCCUGGAAAAUUGGCGGGCCCAUCUCCAGUCAUAUCCAAAGAUGAACAGGUUUGGGAGGGCCAUCUGCAGCUCAAUAUAUCAACAACAGUUCCAGUCAUUGGUGGCUUUAAAUGCGGUGAGAGAACAAUUGCAAAGGAAUGGAGCAAUAUCGUUGAAAUUAAGGGUAGAGUGAGGCUUGAUGCAUUCGAGAAGUUCCUUCAAGAUCUUAGGAUGUCUCGGAGCCGUGCAAUCAUGGUGGUGCAUUUUAUUUGCAAAGAAGGAACAUCCGAGAACGAGCGUGCAAGCAUUUGUGAGGUAGCGGACUCGUAUGUUCUGGAUGAGAGAACGGGAUUUGCUGAGCCGUCCCAGGGGGUGGAGCUGUACUUCUGCCCACCUCACUCAAGGACCCGAGAAAUACUCGGCAAGAUCCUUCCCGACGACCAAAGACAUGCGCUUGAUUCUGUAGAUAGUGGCCUGAUUGGUGUAGUUAUUUGGAGAAGAACUCAAUUAACUUCUACCGCUGCAAUUAAACAACACUCCUCCAAAAAGCAGCACUUCCCCAAUUCUACAACAAAAAGUAGGCAGCCCCAGGAUAAGUUUGACCCUAAUGUAACGAAUCCCUUCCAGUCUUCACGGUUUUCACAUAGCACCUGCACGAACCCGUCUUAUAAUGUUAAUGGUGGUGGGAAUGAUGAUGAUGAUGAGGAUGAUGUUCCACCUGGGUUUGGCCCUGCCCCUGGAUUAAGCCGGGACAUUGAUGACCUGCCGGAGUUCAACUUCUCUGGCGGUGGGGGCGGGUCGGAUUCUAGGUUGGGUCGGAGCCUCUCCCAGGCUGGGUCUCAUCCCGCCCUGGUCCCAUCACGCCCCGUUGAUCAGAUAAGAGAGCUCAUACACAAGUAUGGACAAUCAGAAGCAGAUCCUGGUCUUGGGAAUGAGGGCAUCGCAGUUCAGCCCUGGAAUGAUGACGAUGAUGAUAUCCCCGAGUGGCAGCCUCAAGGCCCAGGGCAGAGCUUCCACACCCCUAAUCCCCACGCGGAUGCAGUGAACCGACGUUCUGCGGGGCACCAGUUCUCACAGGUAGCUAGAUCGGUGACGACUCAACAAUCAGCCUCUUGGUCUUCCCCUUCAGUUAGGGGUGGCCAGUCUUUCGGGCCGCCUCAAGGGAGAACAACUGCUUGGCGGCAAGAUGGGUACAGGGGUAGAAGAGGGUAUUGAAAGGCGUUGGUUUUCUUAGUACGCCAUUUUUUUUUUUCUAUUCGGUGAUGUAAAUCCGGUGGUCAAGUUUUGGCUCUUAGAUAGAUAUGUAUUUCGUUUGUAAUGUCAAGAUCGAUCGUAUCUGCAUCUUUGUUUUUUGAGUUUUUUUUUUCUUUUACAUUUUGUUUACUUUAGCCGUUUAUCUCGGAGUUGGACUGCGUUGUGUCGGAACAUGGCAAUAACAAAUGCGAAUGUCAUGUACCGGGGUUGGAUUGAAAUAACUUCUUAUAGGGAUUGAUCCCAAUAAAGCGCACACAGGAUACUCUUCAUGGGUUUGAUUAAA